AUACGAGAUGACUAUCAGGUCCCGAAAUAUCCAGUCGUUCUUUGCCAUGGGUUUUCAGGCUUUGACAGUCUCGUGAGCUUACCUGCUGUCAAGCUUUUUCACAAAGCUAAGAUUAAAGAAGCAUCUGCAAAGAAAAUGGCACAAGAGGCGGACACAAGAAUUGAGUUGUUCGAAUACUGGCAUGGAAUUCGCAAGGAGUUACUGGUGCGUGGGUGUCAGGUUUUGGUGGCCAAAGUACCCCCAUUCGCUACCAUUGAAACAAGAUCUAAAAUAUUAAACGAAUUCAUAAAACAAAAAAUAUCCAAACGUUUUCCAAAUGCAGAACAGCCUGUCAAAGUCAACCUGAUUGCCCAUUCCAUGGGAGGUCUUGAUUGUCGCUACCUUAUUUCUGCUUAUGAACAGGAGAAUUUUGAGGUGGUGUCAUUGACAACGGUGUCGACUCCCCAUAGAGGUAGCUACGCUGCCGAUCGCAUAAUUCAACUCAUUCCGACCAGCAUUAUUGACAGCUUCUUUCCAUCCCUGAAAGAGCUUACUCUCGAAAGUUGUGCUCGCCUUAAUAGACAUAUUACAGACGACCCAAAUGUCAAAUACUUCAGCUAUGGUGCAUCUUUCACACCAAGAAUAUUUAACUUUUUCUAUCCUACAUGGAAAAUGGUGUAUCCAAAAGAAGGUCCAAACGAUGGACUGGUGAGCAUCAGGAGUGCUAGAUGGGGAGAAGAUUUGGGUAGUCUAGAGAAUGUGGAUCAUUUGGAUUUGAUAAACUGGAUGAACAUCUCGAAACGUUUCAAAAUCGCAAUCGGAACAGGGACCUUCAAUCCGGUAGCGCUUUACUUGGAUAUCGCGGACAAUCUGGCAAAAAAAGGUUUCUGA
Molecule: messenger RNA, 870 nt
Organism: Ogataea polymorpha
Lineage: Eukaryota; Fungi; Ascomycota; Pichiomycetes; Pichiales; Pichiaceae
Exons: 1
Molecular function (GO): triacylglycerol lipase activity
Source: RefSeq, a predicted model, not a curated record